This is a messenger RNA of Thelazia callipaeda (thelaziosis nematode), 2046 nucleotides long. The record is from the annotation of a GenBank genome assembly. NCBI's taxonomy places the organism in Eukaryota, Metazoa, Nematoda, Chromadorea, Rhabditida, Thelaziidae.
AUGGUAUGGAUGGUCUUCGAUAAAGUUACUGAGCUACCGAUUUCUGCAUGCAACCAUGAUUCUGACACCUUAAUGACAUGUUUCGUAGAUAACUUUACUAUUCGUGUCGGACAAUAUGUGGAAAGUGUUAGAGCAAAAAAAAAUUACGAGAAGAGAAGACUAACGAAAGUUCAUCUAAUUGACAAAGGAAUCGAUGUUGAAGUUGAUGGAACUGCACUUUUUCCUUCAACUUCAGAUGAUGAAGUGAAACCUAGCCGUUUGUGUCCUGUUUUAGUUAUUGAUGCUGGAGAAGAGCAGCGUAAGGUUGCGAAUAAAAUUGUUGGACAUCAGUGUCGCUGCAUCAACGGUAACCUCGCUAUAAUCCCUUCGGUCGGAUUAUGCGUAAAGGGUCGAUUGCUUAUUUCAUAUGAAAACAGUGGAUAUGCAGAAUUGAAAGAUAUCAGUUUUAUGCCAGCAAAAGCACAGCACUGUUCGAAAUUUGUAUUUGAAAUUCCAGGUUCUGAACACCUUAACGAUCGAGUUUUAUCACCCUUUCAGACUGGAAAACUGUUUGGUGAUCGCUGCAAUUCCUCAGCGUAUUACAAGAAGAGUUUCAGAAAUGACGAGAAUUAUAGGCAAAUAAAUGGUGGUGUGGUUGACAAGUAUGAAAAUAAGGUACACAAUCGUGAUGACAAGCAAGCCGCUAGUUUUUGGAAUAAUAAGCCGGACAAAAAUCGAGUACUGAUGAAUAAUGACACUGUGUCAUUUAAACGAGUAUACCGUAAAGUCCUUCCUUAUUCCCUGCUUAACUAUGAUAAGCUAAGCAGUAUGAGCAGUGGAAUGCCAAGACUCAAGCAAAGUGUUUUUAACUAUUUUACACCAAAUACAUACCCUGUCUCCGUCCGAAUUCGUUUUGAUGAAGUCGACCCAUCUUCAAGGGAUACAUUUUGGGUUUUUGAACCCAGCAUCUUCACCACAAUCGAAAAAGUACUUCAUGAAGGACGACAAAGAUAUAGUACUUUCCCACAAUUUCAAUUACCACUGGUAUCUCGGUUCUUUGGAAUGAGUUGUAUAGUGAGAACCAGUAUUGAUAGCGGUUGUCGUUGUCUUUGUCGUGGAGAAAUUAUCAAGUUUUUCAAUGCUACUUCAAAAUUUUUGGUCUACCUAGUUGAUUAUGGUUUUUGCAAAUGGAUUGGGUAUAGUAAUGCGUACGAUAUAUCAACGAUUGACGAGAAAGAUGAUGUUGUUACAUUACCAGUAGCUCUAUUACACUGUCGACUCAGAGGAAAUGUGGAACGUGGUAAUCUCGUGCAGAAGAUGGAGAAAGGCGAUGAGUAUCAUUUGACGAUCGAAUCAAAAGAUGAGAAUGACAUUUUCAACGUACACUUUGAACCACUGUAUAGCAAAGAAAAUGUAACAGGCAUUAAUAAACCCAACACGCUAAGUAAUGAUCAUGGAAAUUGGCUUCGGUGUCGUUCGGUUGUGCCAUGGCCUUUAUUUGCAUCAUUCCAAUACACUGACGGAGCUUUUGAGGAAGCUUUUGGAAGAAAUGUCUGUAUUAGAAAGACAUUGGGAAGCAAUGCAUUGAUGAAUCCAGUUACAGCCAACAAUUUGUCUUUGAAUAGAUGGUCACGUUCUGGUCAAUUUAACGCCUCAAAUCGAAUGAAGGCGCCUGAUAUAUUUGGUAAAAUGCGCAAUGUUGGAGAUAUAGAUAGCUCUAGUCAAGGAAGUGUAAUUCCUACACAUUUUGGUCAGGGUGACAGUGUUCUUGAUGACAGAUCAUCAGGGAAUAAAAGUGGAGCUAAUAUCGCAAGAAAUGCCAAUUGCUUUUCGGGUCAUGGUGAUAGUAGAUAUCAAGGAUUUGGACAUAGUAAAGCAGCAAAUUACCAGAAGAACUUUGGCACAUUCAAUAAAGCAGAAAUUAAUUUUGAACAAUCCAAUAGACAAAGUAAUUGGAGUGAAAGAAGAAGCAAAGAAAGCUUGAUUAGAAAACAUGGAGGCAGAAGACAGAAUAUGAUUUUUAACUCUUCAAGUUCGGGUCGAGGUUUCUUUCUGUUCCUUUUGUAG